Messenger RNA from Procambarus clarkii (red swamp crayfish), 509 nucleotides. The record is from RefSeq and is a predicted model, not a curated record. Lineage: Eukaryota; Metazoa; Arthropoda; Malacostraca; Decapoda; Cambaridae.
GUAAACAACCUGAAGGGAACCUCAAGCAAGGGAACCUCAAGCAAGGGAACCUCAAGCAAGGGAACCUCAAGCAAGGGAACCUCAAGCAAGGGAACCUCAAGCAAGGGAACCUCAAGCAAGGGAACCUCAAGCAAGGGAACCUCAAGCAUGGGAACCUCAAGCAAGGGAACCUCAAGCAAGGGAACCUCAAGCAAGGGAACCUCAAGCAAGGGAACCUCAAGCAAGGGAACCUCAAGCAAGGGAACCUCAAGCAAGGGAACCUCAAGCAAGGGAACCUCAAGCAUGGGAACCUCAAGCAAGGGAACCUCAAGCAAGGGAACCUCAAGCAAGGGAACCUCAAGCAAGGGAACCUCAAGCAAGGGAACCUCAAGCAAGGGAACCUCAAGCAAGGGAACCUCAAGCAAGGGAACCUCAAGCAAGGAAACACUCAAUAUCAAAGAAGCCUCAAGAAAUAUGCUUUGGGGGAGGCAGAGAAUGGUCAGUUCCAGUGCUCUUGCUUCUUGGUUUAA